GCCACAAGAACUCGAACCGAACACAUUUUUUUCUUCUUUAUUCUUCAUCGGAAAAAAAGCGAUACACACGGAAAACCUGGCCACCAUUCAUUCACCGUAUACCGAGGCGAGAAGCAAAGGCCAAUCCGCCAGUACCCGCGCAGUAACCAGAAAAGCGUGGUUCAAAAUUCUUUUUUUUUAACGCCAUAAAAAAAAUAUUUAAGUUAAUUAUUUAAUUUUGUUGUUGAAUGAGAACCGCAGCCGUAGGCUUUUAUAUUAUUAUGUUUGUUUGUGUGUGUGACUUUGUGCGUGUGCAACGGUGAAAAAAUAGUACAUCUAUUUGCAUUUUGCAUUCGUGUGUGUGCCAGUGCGUGUGUGUGUGUGUUUGUGAGCCACGUGAAGGUAAAGGCGCGCCAACAACACCAAUUGACAGCGAGGAAAGAACGGUGGGGACAAGUCAGCGGACAGAGUCCGAAGGGCAGCGGGCGGCCAAAGGUAGAGAAAGUGCGAAAGAGAGAGAGAGAGAGAGGGAGAGAGACAGGACAGUGUUGGGCAGAGCAAAAACUGAAAACGAAACUGAACAGAAAGUGAAAAUUUGCCUAACGUUGAAAAGUGAAACAGAAGGAGAAGGGUGGAAUCCUUCAUUGUAAAACUGUUGAAUAUAGAAUGACGUUGCAGAGAGAAAUUAAUGUGGAAAAUAGCAAAAAAGCAACAGUAGCGGAACCACCAGCACGAUUAACUAUAAGCCUAUCGUCAGCGUCAGCAGCGAGCGAAGGAACUGUAGCAGCAGCAGGAGCAGCGAGAACAACAGAAGAAGCAACAGCAACAUCAAGAAGCUCACCACGCAAGCAGAGAUAAAGAGAAGGAGGCCAGGACAGGACAGAACAGGACAGGAGAGCAGUAGCAGGCGAAAAGAAGCAGUGGGAGAACUAGUGGGGAAACACUAAAGGGAGAACAAGAGGAUAUAUAUAUGUAUAUAUGAAGAGCUACAGCCAGAACCGGAAGAAGUGAAAGAGAAGCCUACGGAAAUCCCAGAAGAAACAGCGCUGGCAGCAGAAGAUCAGCAGCACAGCCAACGUCAACGUCAGCGUCAGCGUCAAGUGCAACAGCGAGCGAAACACGUCACGAACAAAAACAACAAAAAUUAGCACCUAUCACUGCUUGCUCUUUACCGUUCGAUUGCUGGUGCUGUUGCUGGGUCAAAGCAGUUGUACGCAUCGCAUCUGAUAACUGUUAAACAUUUGGCUAGCGGCGCUGGAAGGGAGGGAAGCAAGAAGAACGAAAUGAAGCCAUCGGAUUUGUUGUUGGUGCUAGAGAAGGUCAAGUUCAGGGUGCCAUUGCCGCCUGGCGUCAGCUCGACGACGCUUCUGCCGAAGCUCAUACGCACCAAGGAUGUGAGGCAGCUGCAGGACGGCAAUGCACAGCCACAGAAGCCUAAGCUGACGAAAUGUCUCAACACUUUGGACCUGACCUCGCUCGGCAUUGGCUCCUGCUGUGGCACUGGCAUGUAUCUGGUCGCCGGCAUGGUGGCCCAGAAGAUAGCCGGACCCGGUGUGAUUAUUAGUUUUAUUAUAGCUGCCAUAGCGAGUAUUUUCUCAGGCGCCUGCUAUGCGGAGUUUGGCGUUCGUGUGCCACACACAUCCGGCUCGGCCUAUAUGUAUUCAUAUGUGGCAGUUGGAGAAUUUGUAGCUUUUAUAAUUGGUUGGAACAUGAUAUUGGAAUAUCUAAUAGGAACAAGUGCCUGUGCCUGUGCUUUAAGUUCUAGCUUCGAUUCCCUGACUGGCAAUGCCAUUGCGCGUACGAUAAGCGAGUCCAUCGGCACGAUAUUCGGCAAACCACCGGACUUUAUAGCCUUUGGCAUAACGCUCCUCAUGACCUGCGUAUUGGCGAUGGGCGCCAGCAAGUCGGUCAUAUUUAACCAUUCCCUGAAUGCCGUCAAUCUGGCCACGUGGGUCUUUGUCAUGGCUGCCGGCCUUUUCUAUGUGGACACGAAGACGUGGUCGGAGCAUCAGGGCUUCCUGCCCUAUGGCUGGAGUGGUGUGUUUUCCGGUGCCGCCACAUGUUUCUAUGCAUUUAUCGGGUUCGACAUAAUUGCAACAACCGGAGAGGAGGCGCAUAAUCCGCAGAAGAGCAUACCGAAGGCAAUAGUGGGCUCCCUGGUUGUGGUUCUGAUUGCCUAUGUCAGCGUCAGCCUAGUCCUUACUCUAGUGGUUCCCUAUGACCACAUCAACACGGGAGCGGCCCUGGUCCAGAUGUGGUCGUAUGUGAACGCCCCAAAAUGCCGGGCGGUGGUGGCCAUUGGGGCUACGGCUGGCUUGUCCGUGGCAAUGUUCGGCUCAAUGUUUCCGAUGCCGCGCGUCAUUUAUGCCAUGGCCCAGGAUGGACUGAUUUUCAGGCAACUCUCACAGCUGUGGCAGCGCACCAAUGUGCCCGGUCUGGCCACUAUUGGCAGUGGAGUGGCUGCGGCCCUGGUCGCCCUCACCAUUCGCCUGGAGAUUCUCGUUGAGAUGAUGUCCAUCGGCACCCUGCUGGCGUAUACCCUGGUCUCGACCUGUGUCCUGGUGCUGCGCUACCAGCCGCACAGCACCUCGUUGGUGGAGCUGUUGCCGGCACAGCUGCGGACUCCGGUGGCCCCGGGUACGGCCAGCGAUUCGCAUGCGACGCCCGCCGAGGUGCUGGAGGUGCCCAAUAAGCUGACCAUCAAGCGGGUGACGCGCGGCAUGUCCGACUCGGAUGACUCGUUCAUCGACGACAGCCCCGAGGGCUAUCUGGGGGGGCGGGACGACCAGUUCCUGGUGUCGGAUCGCUCCGAGAACAAGUUCUAUGGCAGCGUACAUGGGGCACCCACCGGACCCACCGGCCAGGCCACUGCCUUCGACACGAUGGGCCUGAACUUCAUCACGCGGAAGAUCCACGACUAUGCCUACCUGUGCCCCGGCUUCUUUCCCUGGAUCAAUCCCGGCCAGGCCACCACCGAUAGUGGCAUGUAUGUCACGAAACUAGUUGGAAUCAUGUUCGGUCUCAUAUUCUUCUUGGAUUUGUUCGCGGCCAUUGGGUGGUCCGGUGGGCUAGCCGCCUUCAUUUAUUUCGUUUUGUUUAUCGGCAUAUUUGUGAUAUUAUUGAUUAUAUCGAGACAACCGCAGAAUAGAUAUGCACUGGCCUUUCUAACGCCCGGACUACCCUUCAUACCAGCCAUCGCGAUCACCGUAAACAUAUAUCUGAUAUUCAAGCUAAGCAUCCUGACCCUGGUCCGGUUUACCGUCUGGAUGUCCCUCGGCCUUAUCAUGUACUUCUAUUACGGAAUCACGCACAGCAGCAUGGAGCAGGCCAGCGAUGAUCUCGAGUUGCAUGUGGACAAGGACUAUAGCAAAAACGUUGAGGAGAAGGCUGUCUGGGAUCAGCAAUCGUAUAAUCAAACCCACGAGCCUGUCUGGGCCAGCAAGGAGGUGAAGCAGCCAUCGAAGCAACGCUACAACUACGGAAAGUCUUCGUCGUCUGCUCAGAGCAGCUCCAGCUCCAAAAAUGCCCAAGGCAAUGUGGCGACAAAGCCCCUAGGCCCAGGCCGCAGCUCGACGGGCACACGGCCAGUGGCGCCAUCGCCAUCGCCGCACACAGGCGCGGGUCAGGCGAAGGGAUCUGGACCGGGAACGGGAACGGGAAAGGGAGGACCGCCCAUGGAGCGUCAAUAUACCGGGCAGUUUAGCAUGUUUGUGGACGAGGGUCAAUUCCCGUCGUGGGAGGACUAA
This is a messenger RNA of Drosophila persimilis, 3725 nucleotides long. Its product is annotated as high affinity cationic amino acid transporter 1. Gene Ontology annotation, biological process: transmembrane transport; amino acid transport. The record is from RefSeq and is a predicted model, not a curated record. NCBI's taxonomy places the organism in Eukaryota, Metazoa, Arthropoda, Insecta, Diptera, Drosophilidae. The transcript is spliced from 13 exons. Bases 1263 to 3725 code for a protein of 820 amino acids. Gene Ontology annotation, molecular function: amino acid transmembrane transporter activity. Gene Ontology annotation, cellular component: plasma membrane.